AUGGCGUGCGGCACAGGGGACCUUGCAGCUGUUCACGAUUACCUAGGUACUCCGUCCAUAUUCUUUGACGCUGCGGCGCAGUCCGUCGAAUCGACACAGAAAACAAAACCGGUUGGCAUGUUCAUCAAAACUUGCAGACUACCUGCGAGGACGUUGACGUGUCCGACUCUACCAUCGGCAAGCCGAGUUGCUGGCCCUGAAUUGUGGACGAGGAUGAGAGAAAGUGAUGAGCUGCAAUGCUUGCAACGCAUCAACCCUGUGAAUAAAUUAGGGCCCACUAUGCUCUCGAUUCCUCGCGCUGCUACUGUAUACGGUAUCCCUCUGUGGUUCAUCAUCAGCAUUUUCAUCCCAAGAAGGAGAGUUUGCAACGCGUAUACAAAUGUUUGGUCUGUCCACAGCCUUCCGGCGGCGUUCCAACGUCCCAUACCAGCGUCCGAGCGCCUGACCCACUGUAAGCCAGGGCCGUAG
Messenger RNA from Pseudocercospora fijiensis CIRAD86, 468 nucleotides. RefSeq lists its product as uncharacterized. NCBI's taxonomy places the organism in Eukaryota, Fungi, Ascomycota, Dothideomycetes, Mycosphaerellales, Mycosphaerellaceae. The coding region runs from base 1 to 468 and encodes 155 amino acids. The transcript is spliced from 5 exons. The record is from RefSeq and is a predicted model, not a curated record.